GAUGCUAGACUCGCCCAUCUUUCUCCACCAACUACAUCCUUUUUUUAUCUUUCCAAACGCUCAUUAUCUACAUUCUUUUCUUACUUUCUUACAAUCUCUCCCCUUUUCAUGUCUUCUUCCUCAAGUAUCAUAUCCACUCCGUCUUCUCAGACCUUCCAGGUCAUCCCGCCCGCUCUUUUGCUGAUUCUCCCGCUAGUGUCGGCCGUCCUUCUAGCUCGUUCAUCUCCUUAUAGCCGAAGCAAACUUGUUUCAAAUAUUCUUUUGGCGCUCAAUACUGUCCUACCAGUCAUUGCUAGCGGAUUUGGCCUCGCAGCGUCGCUCAACCAUGUCCAGCUCCUUCAGCGCCUCUGGAAUGUCUCUUUAGCUUUGCAUGCAUGUCUCUUAUCUUUGAGUUCGCUGUACGUAUUGUUCGUGGCAACCACGCCAGAUCCCCUGAUCCCCCACCGCACCUUUCGCUUCGUGGUGGUCUUGGUGACAACAUUUCUUAUAUGCGCAACAAUCGCUGGCUCAAUUCCAAGCACUCCUACUUUGCUUUCACCCACUUUCUCUCUUAUCUCACGAAGUCUCCAACUCCCUCUCGCUAUUGGAAUUUUCCUUGAUAUACGCUCCUCUAUCGCCGUUGCGGCUCCAUUCACGAAGUUAUGCGAGAAAGUUCAAGCAGGUCCAGAGACCUCAGUUCGCCCGACCACCGGUCCGAAUAAAUCUGGACGGGUCAGCUCACCCACUCCUGACACCUGGCCUUUUCCAGCCUCAUUAUCGCAUACUCAGCUGGCCUCUGAUCAGUCGUCGGCCAAGAGUGUAAAAACCAUCGUAAAUUUACCCCCGUCACUUACGCUCGUUCACUCAGACCAAGAAAAUAAUGACAUGCCUGAGAGAGCGGCGGUAAUCAGCUGGUGCCACAAAGAAAUGCGUCUUCCUGUUACCAUGCUAGCGGCGCAGGCAACUGCUGUAGUGUCUGCAGCCUUGAAAAUUGCUUUGACGACCAUUGCAGAGAAUUAUUCAUCGUGGGCCGCUUUACAAACCCGCGAUUCAGUGACAACAUCGCAACCAUCGGAAAAUUAUGACGUAACAGCUGCCGCUGGACUAGUUAUCGCUCACUCCGUCUGUUCGCUAUUCUGGGCGAUAGGAGUGGUCGCUAGCCUUUAUUUACUUCCGUCUGUCGUUGAGCAGACCUUGCCAACUUCCGCCAAGCAUAUAGCGGACACCUCGGUACCGAAGCCUACGGAAUUUCCUAACCACCGCACCCCAAAGCAUUCGCUUUCACGGGGCAUGUCUUCGGACUCGGCCUCCGAUUUUCUUUCCAUGAGGGAUCCUUUUGCCUCCCCGCCUCCGCCUCCUCCACCCACCGUUGGCCUGGGAAUUGCUGAUUCAAAUCAUGUGCAAUUUUGUGAUGUGGCGGCACAAUAUCGUUUUCCUGCGCCAAAAGCUAAGAAGGCUAAAGGAAGAUGCAAGAGACGAAUGGGAUUGAGGGUGAGAGCGUUGGAACACCAAGCCUCGGCACAAGCUCUACUCCCUCCUCGUCCCCAUCCGGCUCACAUCAAUGAGGGAGAACGUGGCCUUGGAGAUGAGGUCCUAAUAGCACAACUCCUUCUGCAGUCUCUGACGGCGGGUACUGAAGCGGAAGCGCAAUACGGCAGCUUAACGAGCGCGGCGGCAGCAAGCCAUGUGUUAUCUUUCCCUGAGCCUGUGCAACUCGAGAGGCUGGGAUCGAGGUGGAGUGCUAGCACAGCGGCUCUGUCGGUGUCGACAGGUACUGUACGGAGCGAGAAGAAAUCACGUGCUUCUACUAGCACUUCCACCUCCGCACGUGCAGGUGGGAGGAAGAGUUCGGAGGCGAGGAAGUCAUCUGCCACAGGGUUUUCGGCGUCCUCCGUCCCAUCGACCUAACCACGGCUUGGCUCUUUACACAUGUUCACACCCAUCACUCCCUUAGCGGCUUCUAGUCGUCCCUUACGAUUCUUAACUCCUUUUGUGUUGAGU
Messenger RNA from Suillus bovinus, 1980 nucleotides. RefSeq lists its product as uncharacterized. The record is from RefSeq and is a predicted model, not a curated record. The transcript is spliced from 4 exons. Bases 109 to 1887 code for a protein of 592 amino acids. Lineage: Eukaryota; Fungi; Basidiomycota; Agaricomycetes; Boletales; Suillaceae.